CAGGCGCCUUCUGCGGCGGGCGGACCGACUCCUCGGCGCUGCGGGGCCGGGGCAAGCUGGACGCAGCAUGAUGCGCGCAGUGUGGGAGGCGCUGGCGGCGCUGGCGGCGGUGGCGUGCCUGGUGGGCGCGGUGCGCGGUGGGCCCGGGCUCAGCAUGUUCUCAGGCCAGGCAGCGCAGCCCGACCCCUGCUCGGAUGAGAACGGCCACCCGCGCCGCUGCAUCCCCGACUUUGUCAACGCGGCCUUCGGCAAGGACGUGCGCGUGUCCAGCACCUGCGGCCGGCCCCCGGCGCGCUACUGCGUGGUGAGCGAGCGCGGCGAGGAACGGCUGCGCUCCUGCCACCUCUGCAACGCGUCCGACCCCAAGAAGGCGCACCCGCCAGCCUUCCUCACCGACCUCAACAACCCGCACAACCUGACGUGCUGGCAGUCCGAGAACUACCUGCAGUUCCCGCACAACGUCACGCUCACGCUGUCGCUCGGCAAGAAGUUCGAGGUGACCUACGUGAGCCUGCAGUUCUGCUCGCCGCGGCCCGAGUCCAUGGCCAUCUACAAGUCCAUGGACUACGGGCGCACGUGGGUGCCCUUCCAGUUCUACUCCACGCAGUGCCGCAAGAUGUACAACCGGCCGCACCGCGCGCCCAUCACCAAGCAGAACGAGCAAGAGGCCGUGUGCACCGACUCGCACACCGACAUGCGCCCGCUCUCCGGCGGCCUCAUCGCCUUCAGCACGCUGGACGGGCGGCCCUCGGCGCACGACUUCGACAACUCGCCGGUGCUGCAGGACUGGGUCACGGCCACUGACAUCCGCGUGGCCUUCAGCCGCCUGCACACGUUCGGUGACGAGAACGAGGACGACUCGGAGCUGGCGCGCGACUCAUACUUCUACGCCGUGUCCGACCUGCAGGUGGGCGGCCGCUGCAAGUGCAACGGCCACGCUGCCCGCUGCGUGCGCGACCGCGACGACAGCCUGGUGUGCGACUGCAGGCACAACACGGCCGGCCCGGAGUGCGACCGCUGCAAGCCGUUCCACUACGACCGGCCCUGGCAGCGCGCCACGGCCCGCGAGGCCAACGAGUGCGUGGGUGGAAGCUACAGGAUGCCCCAACUGGUCAGCAGGACAGACCCUCUCAUCCCACCUACAGCCUACCCAUCGGGCUACCUGAAUCAGAAACUUCCAGGGCCGGGGCUCAGCCAUCUGGGUUUUGCCUGUAACUGUAACCUGCACGCCCGGCGCUGCCGCUUCAACAUGGAGCUGUACAAGCUGUCGGGGCGCAAGAGCGGGGGCGUCUGUCUCAACUGCCGCCACAACACGGCCGGCCGCCACUGCCACUACUGCAAGGAGGGCUACUACCGCGACAUGGGCAAGCCCAUCACCCACCGCAAGGCCUGCAAAGCCUGCGAUUGCCACCCCGUGGGCGCGGCCGGCAAGACCUGCAAUCAGACCACAGGCCAGUGUCCCUGCAAGGAUGGCGUGACGGGCAUCACCUGCAACCGCUGUGCCAAGGGCUACCAGCAGAGCCGUUCUCCCAUCGCUCCCUGCAUAAAGAUCCCGGCGGCACCACCGACCACGGCCGCCAGCAGCGUGGAGGAGCCGGAAGACUGUGACUCCUACUGCAAGGCCUCCAAAGGGAAGCUGAAGAUUAACAUGAAAAAGUACUGCAGGAAGGGCUAUGCGGUCCAGAUCCACAUCCUGAAGGCGGACAAGGCAGGCGACUGGUGGAAGUUCACGGUGAACAUCAUCUCCGUGUACAAGCAGGGCACGAGCCGCAUCCGCCGCGGGGACCAGAGCCUGUGGAUCCGCUCGCGGGACAUCGCCUGCAAGUGUCCCAAAAUCAAGCCCCUCAAGAAGUACCUGCUGCUGGGCAACGCGGAGGACUCGCCCGACCAGAGCGGCAUCGUGGCGGACAAGAGCAGCCUGGUGAUCCAGUGGCGGGACACGUGGGCGCGGCGGCUGCGCAAGUUCCAGCAGCGCGAGAAGAAGGGCAAGUGCAAGAAGGCCUAGCGCGGAGGCAGCGGCGCGCCGGGCCGGCGGGCGGGGCGGGGGGCCGAGCGGGCUU
Messenger RNA from Ailuropoda melanoleuca (giant panda), 2060 nucleotides. It is a transcript of the gene NTN1, whose product is annotated as netrin 1. Gene Ontology annotation, cellular component: basement membrane. Gene Ontology annotation, molecular function: protein binding. Gene Ontology annotation, biological process: motor neuron axon guidance; dendrite development; animal organ morphogenesis. Lineage: Eukaryota; Metazoa; Chordata; Mammalia; Carnivora; Ursidae. The record is from RefSeq and is a predicted model, not a curated record. The coding region runs from base 68 to 2005 and encodes 645 amino acids. The transcript has 7 exons.